AGAAACUGAUGGAAAAUUAUAAGGAUAAUUUCAUAAUAUGAUUAACAUCAAAAAUAAGUGAAGAAGAAAAAAAUCGCAAAUCCUUAAUAAAAUGUCAUCAAACACGAUAGAUAAGAACUGUAACGUUCAUCUUUUCGCUGAACUAGAACUUCUCAAAAAAGCUUUAGCUGAAAAACAAGCGGAGCUAAAUGCAAUGAGAUCGUCAUGUUAUCAAGAAAGUGAUCGUCAAGGAGAAUUGGAAGAUGUUGUUCUUGCUUGGCAAGACAAGUUCGAAAGACUGUAUGAGUCACAUAAAAAAGUUCAAAAAAUCAAUCAAAAUCUUGAGGAUAAAUUACUAAAAUUAGUUGAUAGAAAUUCUGGAGAGCGGGCUCAACUAACUUCCGAUUGCGCUACAUUAAAUAUUCGUUUGAAUCAGGCAAAUUAUAAUAUCUCAAGUUUGCAACGAGAAAUUGAGAGAUACAAACAAGAUAUCAAUUUAGCAAUUCAACUUUUACAUUGUAAACCGGAUAACUUUCUUCCUCAGAAAAUAACAUCGCUUCCUUUAGAAAUGCAAUCAAAAGUUUCAUCUUACAUGAAGUUAGAUUCUCAAUCUGAUUCAGAAAGUAGUACUGGAAAUUUAACGAAAGGAAAAUAUCAAAUUCUACCAACCAAUGAUGAAGAUGCUCAUUUAAGUGGAAAAAACUUCAUACAAACUCCUAUUGCUCUAAAUAAUGGUUUAGUUUCUGGAUUGGACUUGAAUAAAAACAGUGAGUUAAGAGUAUCCCCCAUGGUAGUCGCAAAAUUUCUUGAGAGUGAGUUAAAAUCUAAAGAUGCGAAACAUUGUGAGACUUGCUUUUGCAGUUCAAAACGUCUUAUUGAAGGAUUUCAUGGGAAUUUUAAUGCCGCGACCCAAACUGAUACAAACACUCUAUAUUGCCUUAGAUGUAACAGUAAUCUUAACUCACCUUCGCACACCAAUAGUCCUUAUCUGAUCAAGUUAAAAUCAAGCGAUAGCGUCAUAUCAGAAACGAAAAGUUCAGUUUCCGACUUUACAAACCUCAAUGAGAAAACACCUUCCAAGAAAGACGAUUUGAUGGUGAAUCCUAUCUUGGGUCAUCAUCGGCUUUGUGAGCACACAAAAAAUUUCUCUUUUCAGCCGAAAGAUGAAGAAAUAUCUAAUGACAAUGGACAUCAUACGCCUAAAACAACGAAUGACAUAGAAAAUAAAUCUCAGAAAGUUCAAGAAAAAGCAAAUGAAACCAAAGUAAAUAGUGAUGAGAAGUUGACUAGACGUCAGUCGUUAACUCUCAGUCAUGGCCCCGGUAAUGGCAGCAACAACAGUCUUUGGAGUCGAACCAGCAGUAGAGAAGGCGCGAAAUUGUUCGAAAGCUUCAAUCGCAAUCUUAUCAAGGCUAUGAGGGCGGAAAAUCCAAGAAAAUUAACACCGAGAAUAUGUGCUGUGAAAAUUCAAGAUGGAUCAAAUAACAUCUUAGUAGAUAAUUCACAAGGUGAGAAGACACAAACUAUGUACAAGAGAAGACCUCGCCUUUUAGAUGAAGAGUUAUUGGAUGAUGACAAAGAAAUCAGUGGCACUGUUCCAAUGAACUUUGAAUCAUCACAGUCGUCAAUGGCUAUAAGUACUGCGAGCAAUAAAAGCAAAAAUCUCAACAUCAAUAUAGCAAACGAUGAUAUUUUAGUCGCCGAAAAAAACGACAUGGGAAAGCUUGACGACGCCGCAAGUAACGACAUGGUAACAAAUGUUGAUAGGAUGUCAAUCGUUGAUACGGAAUAUGUCGAUAAUAACAAAAAAGCUUUCAAAAAUCCUGAGCUAUAUUCCAAUUCAGUAUCUGAUGAUAAAAACAUUCAUGAUAACGUUGCAUUGAGACGUCAACAAUUCAACAGAGUCGCCGAGUGGGUGCAAAACAGUUCUAAUAUUCCACAUCCGAAUAGUCCCGAACAAAAAUCAAAUGACAUUGUUAUACAUGAUCAGUCUAACUCAAUUACACAAAACAAACCGCAGCAGCAGCAAUCGAGAGUGGAUGACUACCAAAAUAACAAUUCUAUAGAACAUAAAAUCCAGUACGAUCCAUUAAGCAACCAAAUUUUAAAAGAAAACAUUUCUAGGUGUGAGGGAGAAGCUCAAAAUAAUCUAAGCCAACUCAAUGUUGUGGUUUCAUCGGAAUCCCAUGUAGAGAAUAAUCCAAGUAUUAAUCAAACAGAUGAAUUAAAUGAUGGAAAACUUGAUCUUGCACAAAUGGAGUAUAAUGUGAAGAAGUUUUUAUUAAAACAAAAUGAAUGGUCGAUAACACGUUCAUUAUCGUCAGAUUCUUACACGAAAAGCAAAAUUGAAGGUAACGAAGAAAAUAUUUUUUUGAGAAUCGCAAAACAAGCUGUGGGAAUUCGUUGUAUUUCUUCAAGCAUUCAACGUUUAGGAAAAGCGGUUGAUUUAGAGACACUCCCUCCAAAAACUCGUGAAAUAAUUAAGCGUGAAACAAAUGUAACUUGUCAUAACUACGCUGCAGUUCCUGCUGUACUAUCACGUGGAAAAGGCGUGUAUCUUUGGGAUGUAGAUGGGAAAAAAUAUUUUGAUUAUCUUAGUGGCUAUUCGAGCGUUAAUCAAGGUCAUUGUCACCCUAAAAUUGUUGCGGCUUUGGUUGAACAAGCUUCAAUUCUUUACCAUACUUCAAGAGCAUUUCACAGUGAUUUGCUUGCUGAAUAUGCGGAAUUUAUUACCAAACUAUUUGGAUUCGAAACGAUGCUUCCAAUGAACACAGGCGUUGAAGCAGCUGAAAGUGCUGUAAAAUUAGCACGAAAAUGGGGAUAUGUUGUGAAAAAAAUUCCAAAUAACAAAGCAAAAAUUAUCUUUUGCGAAAAUAAUUUUUGGGGGCGUUCGAUUGCAGCUGUGUCGUCUUCAACUGAUAUAACUGCUUAUGAAAAUUACGGCCCUUUUGUACCUGGGUUUAUAAAUAUUCCAUACGAUAACAUUGAGAGACUAGAAGAGGAACUCAGGGACCCAAAUGUUGCUGCUUUUAUGGUUGAACCAAUCCAAGGUGAGGCUGGUGUUGUCAUUCCAACUGAUGGCUUUUUAAAAAAGGCAAGAGAAUUGUGCACCAAGCACAAUGUUCUUCUCAUAACCGAUGAGAUUCAGACAGGAUUAGGCAGAACUGGCAAGCGACUAGCUGUUGAUCAUGAAAACAUUCGACCAGAUGUUCUUGUUUUGGGAAAAGCUCUGUCUGGUGGCCUUUACCCAAUAUCAGCAGUAUUAGCUGAUAAGAAAGUUAUGGACGUCAUUGAACCAGGGACGCAUGGUUCAACAUAUGGAGGAAACCCAUUAGCUGCCAAAGUUGGCAUAGCGGCUCUCACUGUCAUUGAAGAAGAAAAACUCGCAGAAAAUGCUGAGAAAAUGGGUAAAAUUUUACGACAAGGUCUUGGUCAGAUGGACAAAGAUUUCAUUGAAGCUUAUCGUGGACGAGGCCUUCUCAAUGCUAUCGUAAUUAAUCGUGAAAAAAUCAGCGCUUUCGACUUUUGUUUGAAGCUAAAGGAUAAUGGACUCUUAUCAAAACCAACGCAUGAUUAUAUUCUUCGGCUCGCUCCACCACUCGUCAUAAAUGAAUCCCAAAUAAACGAGUCAUUGGACAUUAUCAACAAAACCAUUAAGGAACUCAAAUAAAAAUAAUGUUUUUGAUAGAUGAUUUGUCUGGUCGCUUUUUAGAAAUAAAUUGUGAAAAGAAAAAUUAAACGACUCUUUCUAAAA
Messenger RNA from Clunio marinus, 3733 nucleotides. The record is from the annotation of a GenBank genome assembly. NCBI's taxonomy places the organism in Eukaryota, Metazoa, Arthropoda, Insecta, Diptera, Chironomidae.